Molecule: messenger RNA, 466 nt
Organism: Drosophila biarmipes
Lineage: Eukaryota; Metazoa; Arthropoda; Insecta; Diptera; Drosophilidae
Exons: 1
Coding region: 125-400 (91 amino acids)
Source: RefSeq, a predicted model, not a curated record
CACUUCGCAUCCGUUCAGCAGGAAAUAGGACCCCGAAAUUUUUGUCAUGUUUUAGGGUCUCAGUGGGGUCAGAAAAAAAUGUAAAGUCAAUUCGAAAAGUUGUUUUCCUGCCUACAAAGCCCUGAUGGAUAGCGGCGAGGAGCAGCUGCAGCUCGAGCUGCACAGGAUUUCCGAGGCGAGUCACCGGGUCAGCAACUUGGAUGACCUCAUGCAGAUGACCAGCAACUCGGAGCGUCUGAUUGCGAGCGUCAACUCCAGCCUGGACGCCCUGAACUCCGCCCUGGACCACCUGGAGGAGCGGACGGAGAACGUUCUCGUGGAGAUUCGACGGCUUAUCAGCUCGGAAAUGCAGCCGCAGAGUCCACACGAUGGGUGCGGAGAUCCGGAUGCCGGGGUGUAGGCGGGAAACACACAGUUAACAUUUAAAUUACAUAUGUGGAAUAAAAACGUAAAAUGUUUUAAAAAA